Messenger RNA from Aspergillus niger, 987 nucleotides. RefSeq lists its product as uncharacterized. Gene Ontology annotation, biological process: transcription by RNA polymerase II. Bases 1 to 987 code for a protein of 328 amino acids. Gene Ontology annotation, molecular function: protein heterodimerization activity; transcription coregulator activity. The transcript is spliced from 3 exons. The record is from RefSeq and is a predicted model, not a curated record. Gene Ontology annotation, cellular component: SAGA complex. Lineage: Eukaryota; Fungi; Ascomycota; Eurotiomycetes; Eurotiales; Aspergillaceae.
AUGGAUACGGAGACCAAAGAGAUCUUCAAAGAAAUGCUAAUUGAUUUCGCUCGCAAGAUGAUGUUCGUCUCUGGUGAAACUGCCGAACCGUCCGUUGAAACCACGACUCUCAUUGAAGAUAUUGUACGCCAGCAGGUUGUAGAAAUUCUCGCGCGAAGCACUGCCCUAGCGACUCGUCGCGGCGUGCGCUCGAUCUCUACUGAUGACUUGAUCUUUCUCAUUCGCCAUGACAAGGCCAAGGUGUCGCGUCUCAAGACGUUCCUGUCCUGGAAGGAUGUCCGCAAGAACGUCAAAGACUCCGACGACAAAGGCGGCGCCGAUGCUGCAGACUUUGCAGGAGCUGAUGACCCUAUUGCCGGCGGAGUCGUCGCAGGGCCGCAGGAUGUUGCGUCGAAGCCGAAGAAUAAGCGUGCUCGUGUGGGUCUCGCCUGGGACGUAAACAGCUUUUACUCCGUGCAGGUUCCUGAACGUGAGGACGAAGAAGACGAGGAAGAGGAGGAACAGAACUACGCUACGCUACAGCGCCUUGCCGCAGCCGACGAACGUACCAAGAACAUGACCAAGGAAGAGUACGUCUUCUGGUCAGAAUGUCGCCAGGCGUCGUUCACCUACCGCAAGAGCAAACGGUUCCGCGAGUGGGCCGGAUUCGGUAUCGUGACUGAGUCCAAGCCAAACGACGAUAUUGUUGAUAUUCUCGGAUUCUUGACAUUCGAAAUCGUGCAGACUCUGACUGAGGAGGCACUCAAGGUCAAGGAGCGGGAGGAUCGCGAGAAGAACCGUCGUGGAGGUGGAGAGAACGGCGAGAGCAGUAAGAAACGUACGCGCGAGACUGGAUUAUUCGAUCCCCCUGAGGAGGGUCGUACCCCGGUUGAGACCAGACAUAUUCGCGAAGCGUAUCGCAAGCUGCAGGCGACUCCUAAUAAGAAUAUUGCCAUGUUGCUGCAUAAUGGACGCCUGCCAGCUAAGAUGCCAUUGCGAUUGAUUUGA